GCCGUGGGCCCCGAGAAGGACCCCCGGGACGCCGGCGCUCGCGACGCCAAACCGCGUUCUUUGCGUUUCACGUGGAGCAUGAAGACCACGAGCUCCCUGGAGCCCGGGGAGAUGCUGCGCGAGAUCCGCAAGGUCCUGGACGCCAACAGCUGCCGCUGCGAGCCCCAGGAGCGCUUCGUGCUGCUCUGCGCCCACGGCAGCCCCGGCCACGACUCCUUCGUGCAGUGGGAGAUGGAGGUUUGCAAACUGCCCCGGCUCUCCCUCAACGGCGUCCGCUUCAAGCGCAUCGCCGGCACCUCCAUGGCCUUCAAGAACAUCGCCUCCAAGGUGGCCAACGAGCUCAAGCUCUGAGCCACCGUCGCCCCCCGGGCGCCCGGGAGCACCUCCGGGGUGGCCACCGAGCUCGGAGUCACAGACAUGGAUUUGGCAACCCGGGAGCGCCUCCGAGGUGGCCGAGGAGCUCCGAGUCGUGGACGCGGCGACCUGGAGCACUUCUGAGGUGGCCACCGAGCUCUGAACCCCGGACGCGGACGUGGCAACCUCUGGGGUGGCCAAGGAGCCCAAGCUCUGAGCCACGGACAGGGGAGGGGACCCGGGACACCUCCACGGUGGCCACCAAGCUCCAGGUCACGGACACGGACAGGGGAGGGGACCCGGGACAUCUCCAAGGUGGCCGAGGAGCUCCAAGUCAUGGACGUGGAUGUGGUGGCCUGGGAGCACCUCCGAGGUGGCCACUGAGCUCUUGAGCCACGGACACGGCCAGGAGGGUCCCCGGGGGGGACACGGGAGCACCAGAUGGACCUGGGACCUCUGGGGAUCACCUGGAUGGACCCUCUGGGGGGUCCAGGUAUUCAGGGGGACAUCCUGGACGGACCCAGGACCACCGGGAUGGAUCCAGGACCUCCAGGAUGGACCUGGGACCUCUGGGGAUCACCUGGAUGGACCUUGUGCAGGGUCCAGGUCUUCUUGGGGACGUCCUGGAUGGACAUCUGGGGACAAGUGUCCAGGCCUGGAUGGCCCUGGGACCUGUUUGGGGCCACCCCGGUGGCCCAAGGACCUGUGGGGAUCUUCUUGGGGGGAGGUGACAAGGUCCUCCUGAGGACGGGGGGAUGUCCUGGGUGGUCCAGGGACCUCUGGGGACAUCUGGGCUGGAGCCGGGACCCGUGGGGACGUUCUGAGGGGUCCUGGGGACAUCGUGGGUGGAUCAGGGACCUCGAGGGACGUCCCGGGUGGCCCGAGAAGAUUUGGGGACAGCUGGGGAUGGCCCAGGGCCACGUGGGGACAUCCUGGGUCACCUGGGGACGGCCUGGGUGACCCCCAGGGACGUCCCGAGCCUUAUGGGGGGGGGACAUGGGGACAGUCCCCUCCCAGGGCCCCCCCCCGGGGGCCUAUUGGGGGUCCCCCCCCUCUGUGGGGACAUGGGGUGUCCCCCCGUGC
This is a messenger RNA of Neopelma chrysocephalum (saffron-crested tyrant-manakin), 1437 nucleotides long. Its product is annotated as serine/threonine-protein kinase MARK2-like. The record is from RefSeq and is a predicted model, not a curated record. NCBI's taxonomy places the organism in Eukaryota, Metazoa, Chordata, Aves, Passeriformes, Pipridae. The coding region runs from base 79 to 351 and encodes 90 amino acids. The transcript is spliced from 2 exons.